AUGGUUGUUGAAACGGAAGCCAAAAAGAUUACCACUGGGGCUAGCGGCGAUCCGAAAACUCCGAUGAUUGAUUCUAGAUGGAAUUCGAGGUUAAACCCAGAAACCACCGAGCUCCGGUCACGGAGAAGGAGAGAGAAACAGAUAAUCCAAUCAAAUCUACAUUCUCCUUUACUUGAAAGAGAAAAAUCACAUAUUAAUUUCAAAAUCUCCGGUUCACCACCCAAAAAAGAAAUCGAGAAUGAAAAGGCCAACGCGAAGAAGAAGACGAUGUCACCGCCUAAUAACAUCUCCACGUCAGCAAAGCUACGGAGGUCGUUUUCACCAUCGAGGUUGGAGAUUAGAUUGCCUUCGCCGUUGAUGCUUAGGAAACCACUGAUUUGCAUAUCUCCAACCAGAUCCAGGGUGGCUACCUUGUAA
Lactuca saligna is the source of this 417-nucleotide messenger RNA. The record is from the annotation of a GenBank genome assembly. NCBI's taxonomy places the organism in Eukaryota, Viridiplantae, Streptophyta, Magnoliopsida, Asterales, Asteraceae.